Messenger RNA from Cololabis saira (Pacific saury), 485 nucleotides. RefSeq names its product histone H2B-like. Gene Ontology annotation, molecular function: structural constituent of chromatin; DNA binding; protein heterodimerization activity. The coding region runs from base 1 to 375 and encodes 124 amino acids. The transcript has a single exon. The record is from RefSeq and is a predicted model, not a curated record. Gene Ontology annotation, cellular component: nucleosome. NCBI's taxonomy places the organism in Eukaryota, Metazoa, Chordata, Actinopteri, Beloniformes, Belonidae.
AUGCCUGAACCAGCCAAGUCCGCGCCCAAGAAGGGCUCCAAGAAAGCCGUGACCAAGACCGCCGGGAAAGGCGGCAAGAAGAGGAGAAAGAGCAGGAAGGAGAGCUACGCCAUCUACGUGUACAAGGUGCUGAAGCAGGUCCACCCCGACACCGGCAUCUCCUCCAAGGCCAUGGGCAUCAUGAACUCGUUCGUCAACGACAUCUUUGAGCGCAUCGCCUCUGAAGCGUCUCGUCUGGCUCACUACAACAAACGCUCCACCAUCACCUCCAGGGAGAUCCAGACCGCCGUGCGCCUCCUGCUGCCCGGGGAGCUGGCCAAGCACGCCGUGUCCGAGGGAACCAAGGCCGUCACCAAGUACACCAGCUCUAAGUAGACCAACACCCAAUACAAACCAACGGCUCUUUUCAGAGCCACACACCGAAUCUGGAGAGCAUGUGAUUUAUUGAGUUUAUGAACAAUUGCUAUAACAAAGGAUAAUGAUUA